Molecule: messenger RNA, 2289 nt
Organism: Mycosarcoma maydis (corn smut)
Lineage: Eukaryota; Fungi; Basidiomycota; Ustilaginomycetes; Ustilaginales
Product: protein kinase RIO1
Exons: 1
Coding region: 1-2289 (762 amino acids)
Biological process (GO): maturation of SSU-rRNA
Cellular component (GO): preribosome, small subunit precursor; cytosol
Molecular function (GO): protein serine/threonine kinase activity; ATP binding
Source: RefSeq, a predicted model, not a curated record
AUGGAGGCAGGCCAAUUCGACGAUGCUCCGGAUCAGGCAGCAGUGCAACAGUCUACCAUCAACCAAAACCAGCACCAGCACCGCGAUCUGCAGGCUGCUCAGGACCAAGACACGCCGUAUUUACAACGCCAACGACGUCAAGAGAUUUCGGAUCUGCUUCGACCAUCUUCGGACGUCGAAGAGUCGGACGAUGAUCUGGUUGAUGACAUGCAGCAAGAUGUCGACGAUGACGACGAGGAUGAUGAUGACGACUACGAGGAUGACAUGACCGGUUAUGGCGCCGUCGAGGAUGCGGAUUGGGAGCUUGCACGAGGCGAUUUCACCAAGCACUUCAACCGUUCCCGCCAGCUCGCAAAUGCUAUUCAUGCUUCCAGCUCAACAGCCUGCGCAUCCGCAUCCACAUCCGCAUCUGCAUCCGCAUCAAAGUCGACGCGUGGACAAGCAGCGGUAACAGCCACUCCUCUACCUGCCAUGAAUCGGCGCCGUCGACCACCACUGGUGGCAGCAUCCGGCGGUGCUGCUGCUACAGCUGCAUCCACCACCCAAACACGCACCGCUUCGCAGAUGGAGUCACUCUCCAAGUUCGCCUCGCGCAUCCGUGUGGAUGACAUGUACGAUCCUUCCUCGGCCAUCGGUGGCGGUGUCAACUCCACGGUACCCCGAAAAGCGCUCGGUGGAAGGGACGCCGUGCGAAUCAAGGACAAAGCAGACCGUGCCACCGUAGAAGGUGUACUUGACCCACGCACCAUGCUCAUCUUGUACAAGAUGGUGAAUCGUGGGCUUCUCGAAUGCGUCAAUGGCUGUGUAAGCACCGGUAAAGAGGCCAACGUUUAUCACGCCACGACCGCUGUCACUGGCUCGUCGAAUGCCUCUGGCUCGUCUGCCGUCGACUCGGAAAAGGGGAGUUUGGCGCUGAAAAUCUACAAAACCUCGAUCCUCGUCUUCAAAGACCGCGAUCGGUAUGUGAGCGGUGAAUUUCGCUUUCGUCACGGAUACGCCAAACACAAUCCACGCAAGAUGGUGCGUCUAUGGGCCGAAAAGGAAGCACGCAAUCUCAAGCGUAUGGUCUCGGCGGGUCUUCGAGCACCUGUGCCGGUCGAACUGCGAGAUCACGUUCUUGUGAUGCAGUUCUUGGGCGAUAGCCAAGGUUGGGCGAGUCCUCGACUUAAGGAUGCCGACGAAAUCAUCGGCUCAGAUCGUGCCGAAUGGUCUCGGCUGUACCGUGAGUUGAUCGCCAGCGUACGCAUCAUGUAUCACCAAUGUAGACUCGUACAUGCCGAUCUGAGCGAGUACAACAUCUUGUACCACCAACAUCAUCUUUGGAUCAUCGACGUCAGUCAGUCGGUCGAGCACGAUCAUCCUAGAGCGUACGACUUCUUGCGCGCCGAUCUCGCGCAUGUCGACGACUUCUUUGCAAAGAGAGGCGUCAAUACGUUGGGGUUGAGAGCCACGUUUGAGUUUGUCGUCAGUGCACCCAAGAGUCACGCUUUCGCUAGGAAAGGUGGUAGGGCGGGUUUGGAGAAGCAGGAGGCUGAUUUUCAGAAUGACCACAGGCCGAAUCCAAACGAGGAGCAUGACAAGCAGCUCAAGUCGGACGGUGAUCCGGGAUCUUGCACGCGUAGUGCGAUGGGUGGAGCAUCUACAGCAACGCCGGUGGUUGUGUCCAAGGACAAAGUGAUUGGUGGAGGUGCAUGGUAUACUGGGCUCAGUCAAACCACGACCGACACAUGGGGUGCGCCCACGGGCGACGAGAGCGAAUCAUCGCUCAUGGACACACUGGAGCAUCUCAUGCAUCAGCUUAGCACGCAACCCGAUUCUUCAUCGCACACCAGCGCCAUCCCCACCACCUCUUCGCAUCGCUCUGCAAACAGCCACAACGACGACCAAGUGUUCAAAGCCACCUAUAUCCCGUUUUCCCUGCACGAGCUACAAGACCCCGAACGCGAGAUCGAAUUGCAAGCCACGUCCCAACCCACCACCACCCAAGACCGCACACAUCCACCGCUCUCCACGCUUCUCCCGUCGAAACCUGCGCAGAACCAUGACGACAAUGACGACAAUGACGACUCGCAUUCAGACCACUACACGUCGUCCGACACUUGCGACGUCUCGGACGACGACCAACCCACAUCCAGUCAGCAUCCCAAAGACGCCAGAAUCACCAAGGAGCAAGCCAAGGCACUCAAGAAAGAGGCCAAGAAACAAACAAAGCAAGCCAACCGCGAGAAGCGCAAAACAAAGAUGCCCAAGGCCGAGAAGAAACGCAGGAUGAAAAAGAACCACAAGUAA